CCUAUGUACUGUACCUCAUGACGAUAGAAAGGCGCAGUUUGACAAGCAGGGCAGCGUCAACCAUAUUCUUCCAUAAAUAUUUAACAUUUUCCACUUUCCUCUAGUUAAAGAAUAGAAUUAAUUAUAAACACGUUUCGUCUCGUUUCAACUCAGAUUAUUUAUUAACUAUACUCAACUAUGAAUUUUGACGAAGACCUUCCACCCGAGCUUGUCGAAGCUGAGACCAGCCCGGAAGAAGAAAAACCAAUCAAGGUGCCUAUCACCAUCGUAACUGGUUACCUUGGAGCCGGGAAGACUACGCUACUUAAUUACAUCUUAACUGCUCGGCAUGGGAAGAGAAUAGCAGUCAUCAUGAAUGAGUUCGGCGAUUCGCUCGAUAUUGAAAAGUCUUUGACAGUUAGUAAAGGUGGCGAGCAAGUUGAAGAAUGGCUCGAGGUUGGCAAUGGUUGCAUCUGUUGCUCCGUGAAAGAUUCCGGAGUAAACGCUAUCGAGUCACUGAUGGAAAAGAAAGGUGCCUUUGACUAUAUUCUCCUAGAGACUACAGGUCUAGCAGAUCCUGGUAACCUAGCACCCUUAUUCUGGGUUGACGACGGUCUUGGAAGUACCAUCUACCUGGACGGCAUCGUCACGUUAGUAGAUGCGAAGAAUAUCCUUCGUAGCCUAGACGAUCCAUCAGGAAAAGUUGAAGGACACGAAGACCAUGACGGUCAUGGACCUCUCAUGACUACGGCCCACGUCCAGAUUUCCCAUGCGGAUGUUAUCGUCAUCAACAAAUCAGACCUAGUCGAACCGGCGGAACUUGAGAAUGUCAAGGAGCGGAUACAAGCGAUCAACGGUCUCGCAAAGAUCCACGUGACGAGACAAAGUGUCGUGCCUCAACUGGAGGGUUUCUUACUGGACUUACAUGCAUAUGACCAAGUGGAGGCAUUAGAUACUGCGGGGAAGGGGCAUAGCCAUCUUGAUCCUACUAUUUCCACGGUCUCUAUUAACGUACCGCUCCUGGCCCCUGAGCAGCUCAAGCAGGUCGACAGUUGGAUAAGAUCGUUGUUGUGGGAAAACCAAGUGCCAGGUGAAGCGACUAGUCCGGAGGAGCCUAUUGAAAUCCAUCGCCUAAAGUCCCGCCUCAUUUUCGAGAAUGGUGAUGUAAAAAUGGUGCAAGGUGUUAGGGAGGUGUUUGAGAUUUUCGACGGGCAGCAAACAUCCAGUCGACACGGUGAGCUUCCACAAACAGGGAAGCUUGUCCUCAUCGGAAGAGGUGUUCGGGGGAUCGACUUUGAGCGAAGUUUACUCAGCGCACUCCAGGAUAGAUAACUAUGAAUGAAUAAAAUAUCAUGUUGAUCCAUCUAACGGAAUAAGAACUGUAAAAAAGCGGGCAAUACUUCGACAAUUAUUUCAAACAUCAUCAUAAAUGUAUUCAAGUAGCCACUUCUCAAGUACCUAAGUAAAGUAAAGACACAAUUCGGAUGUGUAGCUUAUAUGAUUAAUUAACUUGAUUGAUUCAAACGGUCAGUCACGCG
Messenger RNA from Annulohypoxylon truncatum, 1517 nucleotides. Its product is annotated as cobW-domain-containing protein. Gene Ontology annotation, cellular component: cytoplasm. Bases 178 to 1311 code for a protein of 377 amino acids. Lineage: Eukaryota; Fungi; Ascomycota; Sordariomycetes; Xylariales; Hypoxylaceae. The transcript has 5 exons. The record is from RefSeq and is a predicted model, not a curated record.